AUGAUCUGCAUCAAUUGCUGCGCGGCAACAGAGUCGCUCUACGUUGUGUACUCGAACAACCACAUCCAACUGACGGAUUGCUCGCGGUGCCACGAUGUCGUGGACAAGUACAUCGAGAUCGACAACGUGAUCCUGUUCAUCGACUUGCUGCUGCUGAAGCCCGGUGCGUACCGCCAUUUGGUGUACAACUCCCUGGAGAUAAACUGCUCUAAAUACAAGCCGUGGAAACCGCUUAGGGGCGCGCCCCUACUGCAGCAACCGCGGCUGUUUAGGUUGAACCUGCGUAAUUGGUUGCAGAAAUACGAUACGUUAAACCGACUGUGGGUCCUCCUGAUCGCUUUCGAGAUCUACCUGAAAUGGAUCAACGAGGAGAGUAAAAUGGCACAGCACUCGCGGGAGGGCUCCGACCAAGGGUGUAUCGCGAAACUGGGGGUCUUCCACUGGGACAUCUUCCACCAGUACAUGUUCUUCGCGCUGUACUCGCUUUUAGAUAUCUCAAUAUUCCAUUACAGCCUACAGUUCUGCAUCAUUGGUCUAUGCGGAUGGGGCCGCGAUAUCAAACUCGCCAAACACAUCAUGUCAUACACCACGCUGCUGUCGUACGGUGCUAAGAUUUUCCCAAUCCUCACUAUCAUCUGGCCGUACGACACUCUGCUCUCUAUGAAUAUCAUUCAAUGGGUCGCCAAUCUGUACGUGGUCGAGUCCCUCAAGAUAGUGACUAACCUGUCGUACUUCAAAAUAGUAACAGCAGUCGUGGCAACAGCUCUUUUACGAACGGUGACGGUGAAACCGCUACUUUUCUUGUUCCUUACGGGCUGCAAUUACCAGCAAUGGAAAACUUGCAUCGCAUCAGAAGGGAAUUUUCUGCUCCGUAAUCUGGAGAUUCCAUUUAUAUAG
This is a messenger RNA of Huiozyma naganishii CBS 8797, 897 nucleotides long. RefSeq names its product sterol homeostasis protein ARV1 (gene ARV1). Gene Ontology annotation, cellular component: cortical endoplasmic reticulum; Golgi apparatus. The transcript has a single exon. NCBI's taxonomy places the organism in Eukaryota, Fungi, Ascomycota, Saccharomycetes, Saccharomycetales, Saccharomycetaceae. Gene Ontology annotation, biological process: regulation of plasma membrane sterol distribution; sphingolipid metabolic process; sterol metabolic process. The record is from RefSeq and is a predicted model, not a curated record. Bases 1 to 897 code for a protein of 298 amino acids.